CACGUUGUGUUGAGGCGGGGUUGUCUUCCCGGUGAGCUCUUCCCCAUAACUUUGACGGAUAGGAAUGUCGCCUUCCCCUUGCAGCCGCACAUGGCAUGAUGGGUUAUGGGUGAUAGCCCAUCAAAAAGCGAUUCGAUCGCCACAUCCAGGGUAUGAAAUCCCUAUCUAAGUCAUCUUAUCCUUUCACGUCUGCAGAGACGCUCUUUGGUGUACCCUGCCUUUGACGCGUUUCGUCCUCUUCCAAAAAUGAGGUCGUUCUCUCCCUUGAAGGGCCCUGUUGGAGCACUUGGCGCUGUACUUCUCGCUCUCUUUGCGGACGCGGAAGACGCUUAUACUGGGUCUUUUGAUGUCUUGGAUUUCGUUGAUCCUCUUAUCGGGACAGCAAAUGGAGGACAUGUAUUCCCUGGCGCAACACUGCCUUUUGGCAUGGCCAAGGCAGUUGCAGAUACUGUUGGAGAGAACCAGGCAGGCUUUGCAUACGAUACGAGCAUUGUAACUGGCUUCUCUCACAUGCAUGAUUCGGGCACGGGUGGUUCACCUUCUAUGGGAAACUUUCCCAUUUUCCCCCAACUAGCAUGCCCGGGGGAUGACCUCAACAAUUGUGAAUGGACAAGUCCAGCCAGAGGGGUCCAAUGGGUUAAAGAUUCUCCUAGAGCUCGGCCCGGCUCGUUCAAUAUCUCUCUGGAGAACGGGAUCCAUGCUGAAAUGACGGUUUCCAAUCAUUCUGCUCUAUACAGGUUCACCUUUCCAGCCAGUAACACCUCUUUCGCUCCCCUCUCCAACGGAACUGCGUCUGCUACGGGUCCUGUCAUUCUUGUUGACCUCAUUGAUCUGCCACGGUCUCGCUCAAAGGCCCAGGCGUCUGUUGAUCCUUCCACCGGGCGACUGACCGGAAAUGGUACCUUCAACCCCAGUUUUGGGAUAGGAAGCUAUAACAUGUAUUUCUGUGUUGAUUUCAAGGGUGCUGAAAUCCGAGAUACUGGGGUAUUCAUUAACGAUAACAGUAGUACGGACACCAAGACUGUCUCUGUAGGUGCAGCCUAUACUACAGCAGGCGCAUUUGUACAGUUCUUUGCUCCCGCAGAUAAUGUGAUUGCAGCCCGCGCUGGUGUCAGCUUUAUCAGUGUCGAGAAAGCCUGCGCCAACUCUGAGAACGAGAUUCCAGACUAUGAUUUCGACGAUCUUGUUUCUAGUGCUGAAACUGCAUGGAGGCAGAAGCUAGAAGUCAUCAGUGUUGACGCUGCAGGCGUCUCAACAGAUCUGCAAGAAACCUUCUGGAGCGGCGCGUAUAGAUCGAUGAUUAGCCCACAGGACUACACAGGAGAGAAUCCACUUUGGGAAAGUGACGAACCUUACUAUGACAGUUACUACUGCAUAUGGGACUCAUUUCGCAGUAUUCAUCCACUCUUAACCCUCCUCGACCCUUUAUCUCAGUCACGCAUGAUCCGCAGUCUAAUCGACAUAUACCGUCAUGUAGGGUAUUUGCCCGACUGUCGAAUGUCACUCUGCAAGGGGUACACUCAAGGUGGUUCGAAUGCAGAUGUUGUUAUUGCGGACGCUUUCUUAAAGAAGGUAGCUGAUAUCGACUGGACCACUGCAUAUGAGGCAGUUGUGAAAGAUGCAGAAGUUGAGCCACCCAAUUGGGACGUCGAAGGACGCGGAGGUCUUCAGAGCUGGAAAACUCUCGGAUAUAUCCCGACUGAUGACAUUGACCUCCUCGGGACUGGCACCCACACUCGCAGUAUCUCACGGACAGUAGAGUAUGCAUACAAUGAUUUCUGUAUAGCGGAGAUGGCUUCUCGCAUGGGUCAUCCGGAUGACUACACGAAGUAUACGCAGCGUUCAUCCAACUGGCGCAACAUGUUCAAGGCGAACCAGACAUCGUCGAUCAAUGGCAUCAGUACCAAUUUCACGGGCUUCUUGCAGCCUCGCUAUCCGAAUGGGACUUGGGGGUUCCAGGACCCCAUCUUCUGCAGCCCAUUGCUUGAUUUUACCUCGUGCUAUCUGAAUCCGCAAGGCCAUGAGACGUACGAAGGCAGUUGCUGGUUAUACACCUUUUACGUCCCACAAGAUAUGGCAUCACUUAUUUCCACACUAGGGGGUCGAGAUGAAUUUCUUUCUCGGUUAUCUUUCCUCCACGACUCCGGCCUGCUCUACGUCGGCGACGAGCAAUCCUUUCUCACCGUCUAUCAGUUCCACUACGCUGGUCGACCUGGAUUAUCCGCUAAACAGGCACAUGCGUAUAUUCCCUCGUUAUUCAACACAUCUGUAUCUGGUAUCCCUGGAAACGAUGACAGCGGUGCCAUGGGUUCCUUCGUCGUGCUGAGCAUGUUGGGCCUCUGGCCAGUUCCCGGACAAGACGUAUACCUCAUCAACCCUCCGUUCUUCAAGGAAAUCAGCAUCAAAAAUAGCGCCACCGGAAAGGUUGCUACGGUUCGAAACGUCAACUUCGAUCCCAACUACGAAGCUAUUUACAUCCAAAGCGUCAAAAGGGAUGGUAAACAAUGGACGAAGAACUGGAUAUCACAUGACUUCUUCCUUGAAGGGGGACUGCUGGAGAUUGAGCUGGGACGAAAGGAAAGCUCUUGGGGCACGCAUGUUGAGGAUCUGCCACCGAGCAUGUCUCCAUAUCAAUUCUGAAAUUCUUCAGUGACAAAAAAGAGAUGCAUCAAUAACUAGACACAUAAGUACAAACAUUAUUAAUCAUAUUCCUUGACAGCCGAAUAUCUUUUCUGAAAAAUACGGAACUCUCGGUCGAGAAAGUAGA
Molecule: messenger RNA, 2767 nt
Organism: Paecilomyces variotii
Lineage: Eukaryota; Fungi; Ascomycota; Eurotiomycetes; Eurotiales; Thermoascaceae
Product: alpha-1,2-mannosidase, putative subfamily
Exons: 6
Coding region: 247-2640 (797 amino acids)
Biological process (GO): protein quality control for misfolded or incompletely synthesized proteins; carbohydrate metabolic process; glycoprotein catabolic process
Cellular component (GO): cytosol; nucleus
Molecular function (GO): peptide-N4-(N-acetyl-beta-glucosaminyl)asparagine amidase activity; carbohydrate binding
Source: RefSeq, a predicted model, not a curated record